Molecule: messenger RNA, 2361 nt
Organism: Penicillium egyptiacum
Lineage: Eukaryota; Fungi; Ascomycota; Eurotiomycetes; Eurotiales; Aspergillaceae
Source: the annotation of a GenBank genome assembly
AUGUUUUUCUCACUUCGAGCGUCGCUUGCGACUGCUGUACUUGCCACCAGCAUCUAUUCUCAGGAAACCUUGCUUACGAUCCAGGUAAACGAUGCGAUCGAUGCCACCAAAUGGGCUGUUGCGAGCACCAAGGCAAACCAGCUGAUAGCCAAAUUGAAUUUGACUGAGAAGGCGUCUAUGGUGACCGGUACUGCCUAUGGACAAUGCAUAGGAAAUGCGUCAAUUGAACGUGUCGGAUUUAGUGGCCUUUGUUUGUCGGACGGCCCCCAGGGCUUGCACCUGGCUGACCUUGCAAGCGUCUUUCCAUCAGGCUUGACUGCGGCAGCAACUUGGGAUCGAGAUUUGAUCGCUCGACGGGGUGCCGCAAUGGGUGCCGAGUUCCGCGAAAAGGGUGCCAACGUGAUGCUAGGCCCUUCGACUGGUCCACUUGGCCGUAGUCCAUGGGGUGGUCGCAACUGGGAGGGAUUCUCCCCGGAUCCUUACCUCUCAGGAGUUGCCAUGCAAGAGACUAUCAGGAGUGCACAAGCGCUUGGUGUGCAAGCUUGUGCCAAACACUUUAUUGGCAAUGAACAAGAAACCCAUCGGACCAACGAGGAAAUCAACGGUGUUGAUGUUGCUGGCGUUUCUGCCAACAUUGAUGACCGCACUCUACAUGAACUCUAUCUCUGGCCCUUCGCGGAUGCAGUCAAAGCUGGUGUUGCAUCGUUCAUGUGCAGCUACAACCGAGUCAACAUGACAUAUUCCUGCGAAAAUGCUCCGCUUCUCAAGAAGAUUUUGAGAGACGAGCUAGGUUUCCAGGGCUAUAUGAUGUCAGAUUGGUUCGCAACACAUUCAGGUGCUCGUGCUAUCAAUGCCGGACUCGACUUGAACAUGCCAGGCUAUCUUAGCGAGACGGACUUCACUAAUUCAUAUUUUGGAUCAAAUGUGGUCGCUGGCGUUCAAAAUGGAACUAUCUCUGGGCGCCGAUUGAACCAGAUGAUCAGGCGAAUCCUUACGCCAUACUUUUAUUUCAAUCAAGAAACCGACUACCCCACAAUUGACCCAUCUUCAUACGCCGUGAGUGAAGCUACUUAUGGUCUGCUUUCUGCUGGAGCAUCUACUCCGGCAGGUCGCGAUGUCCGUGCGAAUCAUUCAGCAUUGAUUCGAGAAAUGGGGUCGGCUGGUACGGUUCUCCUCAAGAAUGUGAACAACACUCUUCCCCUCAAGUCACCCAAUGUCAUCGGAGUUUUCGGCAACGAUGCCCCUAAUGUCUCUGCUGGACUCCUCUAUCCCAACAACAAUCGCGGCUUCAAAAUCGGCACCCUCACCGUUGGCGGUGGUUCCGGCAGUGGUCGCAAUCCCUACAUUGUCUCUCCCCUCGAUGCCAUCAAGGCACGUGCGAAAGAUGACCGUUCCCGCGUGAUCUACCUCACAGAUAAUGACAUGAUUGCUAAAGGUAAUUUCAAUGGUAUUUACCCUUGGCCUGAUAUCUGUCUUGUUUUCCUUAAGACUUGGGUUCGCGAGGGAAUCGAUCGAACCACCCUCGAAGCCGACUGGAACUCCACUCAGGUUGUCAAUAAUGUUGCAUCAAUCUGUCCCGGAAAAACUGUUGUGGUUACCCAUACCGGCGGUGUCAACUCUAUGCCGUGGGCAGACAACGAAAAUGUAACUGCCAUUCUCGCCGCGCAUUAUCCUGGUCAAGAGUCUGGUGAUUCGAUCGUGGAUGUGCUGUGGGGUGAUGUCAACCCAUCUGGAAAGCUUCCCUACACUAUUGCCAAGGAAACCUCUGAUUAUAACACUCCUAUUCUCAAUCUGACUGACGCAAGCGCCACUGACUCCGAUGCAUGGCAAGUCAAUUUCACAGAGGGGUUGAUGAUUGACUACCGGCAUUUCGAUGCCCAGGAGAUCACACCGUUGUACGAAUUCGGUUAUGGUCUAAGUUACACUUCUUUCAAUCUCUCGAAGAAACUUUCCGUGCGGUAUCAUAAGCAUGCUAAGGGAGACGUGUCUGCGUUGUCCCUUUCUUCCAACAAAACGACACCCAUGGGCGGCAACUCCGAUCUUUGGAACGAAAUGAUUGAAGUUGCUACAAGCGUGGUUAACACUGGUGAUGUGUCUGGAGCAACUGUUGUUCAACUCUAUCUUUCUUAUCCAAUGGGCUCGAUGCCAUCGGGAACUCCAGUCAAGGUACUUCGCGGUUUCGAAAAGGUGACUCUACGCCCUGGAGCUCACCAGAACAUUCGCUUCUCCCUUCGACGUCGGGAUCUCAGUUUCUGGGAUACCCAAGCUCAGCAAUGGAGGAUUCCUCAAGGUCGCUUCCACAUCAGUGUUGGCUUUAGCUCCCGCGAUCUGCCUUCCUCCAUCUCUGCGCAGAUACUUUAG